This is a messenger RNA of Octopus sinensis (East Asian common octopus), 6261 nucleotides long. Its product is annotated as diacylglycerol kinase theta. Gene Ontology annotation, biological process: diacylglycerol metabolic process; lipid phosphorylation; intracellular signal transduction. Gene Ontology annotation, molecular function: ATP-dependent diacylglycerol kinase activity. The record is from RefSeq and is a predicted model, not a curated record. Lineage: Eukaryota; Metazoa; Mollusca; Cephalopoda; Octopoda; Octopodidae. The transcript is spliced from 24 exons. The coding region runs from base 135 to 3053 and encodes 972 amino acids.
CCAGCACCGCCGCCGCUGCUGCUGCUACAGGCGUCACCACCGCCUCCACCACCUCUAGUAGCAGCAGUAGUAGUAGUACAACCACUACCACCACCACUACUACUACUACUACUAGUGUUCCUCACACUACUAGCAUGGCUGAUCCGGUGCUUGUGUCGGGCAAGCCGACCACGCCGACCAACAGUGCAGUGGAUACAUCGUCCUCCAUUGACAAACAAGAUGUGGACAGACUUACGGAAAGCCCGUCUUCCGGGGGAAGUCUGGACAAUUCGGUGGAGCACGGGCAUGGCCAUUUCUUCAUUAAAAAAACGUUCCAUAAACCUACCUACUGUCACCACUGUACCGACAUGCUAUGGGGUCUCAUCGGACAAGGAUAUAUCUGUGAAGUGUGCAAUUUUGUGGUCCAUGAUAGAUGUCUGAAAACAGUUGUCUCAGCCUGUUCAAGCAUUGCCACAAAUUUGAUCAAAAACCCUGUUGCCCACUGCUGGUCAGAACCUGGGCACUUCAAGAGAAAGUUUUGCAAUGUCUGUCGCAAAAGACUGGAAGACAGUCUUGGAAUACGGUGUGAGAUUUGUGAAUAUUAUGCACAUAUUGAUUGUCAAGAUUUUGUUGUGAGUGAUUGUAAAGAAUGUGCAACAUAUAUUCCACAAAGAGAUCUGUUAACUAUUGUCCAUUUCCACCAUUGGAGGGAGGGGAAUUUACCAGCUAACUCCAAGUGUGUAUCCUGUAAAAAGACUUGCUGGUCCUCAGAGUGCCUGGCAGGCAUGCGGUGUGAGUGGUGUGGUGUCACUGCUCAUGCUACCUGCUACAAACACUUGCCAGAGGAGUGCAAUUUUGGUAGUUUGCGUGAAAUUAUGCUGCCUUCCAGUUGUCUCACCAUCCCUCGGCUGGAUGUUAGCAUGGAGACUUUGUUGGGACUCAAUAACAAGAAAUUCAACGUAGACAUACCAACUCGAACAGUAUCUGAAGAAUGGUCGUCCAGUGGUGAUUCAAAAGAUGAUGAAGAACGAGAAAGACGGUCUCCUAGGGAGAAAGAUGGAAAAGAUAAAGAUAAAGACAGUGAUGCUGAAAUCAUUCGAGUUUUUGAUGGCAAUAAUACAAUGAAGCGACGAUUGUAUAGGACAAUUUCAGUCAAUAAAAAUGCACCUACACAUGUUAUCUUGGAGGCAGCCCUUAAAACAUUCCACAUAUCCGAUGACCCCAAAAAUUACUAUGUAACUGAAGCCUCAGAGUAUGGUGAGAAAGAGCUUGAUGAAAACAGCCCAUUUAGACUCCAGCUCACAACUCCAGACGGAAAGCGACCGUCCAUAUUCCUUCGCUACAAAGACAAAGACCCCGAUAAAGGAUAUAUAAAGGUCUACUCAGGUGGCUUAAAAGUGUCUGUGGGAAGCAAGUUUGUUCCUAUCAACAAAGAUACCACAACAGACAUGGUGAUAAGGACAGCACUUAGAAAGUUUGGUCUGGAGAAAAAUCCAGAAAAAUAUAAUUUAAUAGAAGUAUUGCUUGACAAAGGAGUUUCAGAACGCAUGUUAGAUCGUGAGGAACGGCCAUGGGAACUCAUUCAGCAAGCUCGUAAAGACUCAUUGCGGCAAAACCGGAUGACUCGUUUCUAUAUACAACAGACUGAGGACCCUCAUGGUCCAACGAUUUCCUUGUUUGUAGGUAAUUUACCAUGUGGAUUAUCUCAACGCCAAUAUGAAAAAAUCCUUCUUGACAUAAUAGGCCCAGAAAAUAAGUGGCACUCAUUUGAUGUGAUCUACUAUGAGUAUGGUGCUCUAGUUCUCAUAUACAACACUGCAGAGAAAGCUAGUCGUUCAUUCCACAUUUUAAGGGAUACUAUCUUUGAUGAUAAACAACUCCUUGCAAUGUUACUACCUAAUAUACAGCCACAUAUGAUUCCUGAUAAUGGUAUACAACCAUUAUUAGUAUUUGUAAACGUCAAAAGCGGUGGCUGCCAGGGAACAGAACUCAUCACUUCUUUCCGUAAACUUCUUAACCCUCAUCAAGUUUUUAAUUUAGAAGCUGGUGGUCCUCUACCUGGAUUAUAUGUAUUUCGGAAUGUUUCCUACUAUAAAAUCUUAGUCUGUGGUGGUGACGGAACUGUUGGUUGGGUUCUGUCAUGUUUAGAUAAUGUAUGCCAAGAUGCUGUUUGUCAGUCUCCUCCUUUGGCAAUAAUUCCUUUAGGAACAGGAAAUGAUUUAGCUAGAGUAUUACGCUGGGGUCCUGGAUAUACUGGCGGGGAAGAUCCCCUUAAUUUACUCAGAGAUGUAAUUGAUGCAGAAGAAAUUAAACUUGACAGAUGGACAGUAAUUUUCCAUCCUAAUGAGAAAGAGAUGCCAGAUGAAACUAAGGUUGCCAUAGCAAAUGAUACAAAUUCGGCUAAUACCAAUGAAGACAAUACCACAAUGUUUGUAAUGAAUAACUAUUUUGGGAUAGGAAUUGAUGCUGACCUCUGUUUAGAUUUCCAUAUGGCCCGUGAAGAGAAACCAGAUAAAUUUAAUAGCCGGCUUCAUAACAAAGGAGUCUACAUAAAAAUGGGAUUACGGAAAAUGGUAAACAAAAAAGCUUGCAAAGAUUUGCACCGUUGCAUCAAGUUAGAAGUCGAUGGCAAAUUAAUUGACCUUCCACCUGUAGAGGGUAUCAUCAUUCUAAACAUUCUUAGUUGGGGCUCUGGAGCUAAUCCAUGGGGCCCUGAAAAAGAAGAUUCUUUUAACAAACCCACCCACUAUGAUGGCAUGUUGGAAGUUGUUGGUGUGACAGGUGUGGUACAUAUGGGUCAGAUACAGAGUGGACUACGCAAUGGCAUCAGAAUUGCUCAGGGCGGACAUUUAAGAAUUACACUUUUAACAGAUCUACCUGUACAGGUAGAUGGGGAACCUUGGAUUCAACCUGCUGGCCAAGUUAUGGUCUUACGCUCAGCACUCAAGGCCACAAUGUUAAAGAAAAGUAAGAAUAAAAUCAAGAGGCGAAAUACAGAACCAAGUAUUUUCUUCCCCGAUAAUGAGCAGACCAAAACUACCCACUCUCCUAAUGAGGAGAGCAGGCCACUUUAACAGAGACAAAACAAAAAUCAAGCAAAAUUGAAAAAGAACAAUUGUGAAACCCCUGAAAAUGUACUAUAACCAGUCUCCUCCUUUACUUCAUCACUGAAGUUUGACUUUUCAGAUACAGAGGAUAAGUCACCAUUACAAGUUUAGUUAAAAAAUCUAUUAACCAUGCAAAUAUUUCAAUAUUUUUGAACCUUCCUCAUCCUAAUCUGAUCUAAACAUCCACCUGACCCUUCCCGCCAGUUUUUGCUAUCACAAAAUCUGAGCAUGUACUAUUUAUCAGGCUAUAUCUAUAUAGCUGUUAAUAUUUUCUCUUGUUUUAAUACAUUCAAGAUCAUUUGUAAACUAUUUGUGGGCCACAUAUGCAUAAUGCUUUUAAAAUCUAAUAAUUUUCUUUCAAAUUUCUCUCAAAUACCAUCACUUGUAUGUAAUAUUUAUAAAAAGAAACAAGCAUAAUUUUUUCCUGCUCCAUAAAACUCUCUUUCCCUGACUGUAAAAAAACCCAAAAAACACUCAAAAUGGCAACCACAUUUUCCACUCCAGUUUUAUUAUUUUUCACUGUUGUGAAUAUAUAUGUGUAGGUGUUCUUACAUCUUCUGAUGUUUAUAAUACCUGCUUUUUCUUUCAUCUGGUUAUCAUGUAGGCAACACACUAGUCCUGCACCGCAAUAUUAGAAAGCUGUCAUUGGCCAAAUAUAUGAAAGCUAAUGCCAUUGAUUGAAAAUAAGAAAUAUAUUACCAAUGGUCAAAUAUAUGAAAGCUGAUGCCAUUAGUUAAAUCUAAGAAAUAUAUUGCCAUUGGUUAAAUAUAGGAAAUGUAUUGCUAUUGGUUAAAUACAUACUCCAGUUAAUUAAUCAUCUCUAGAUUGGUUAUAUGUGGCUCACAUUCUAGAACAAUCAUUUAUCGCAAAAAGAAAUAAAACUACAAUCAUGAUAUUAAUACAAGCCUUCUUAAAUAUAUAUUGCUCAACGCACAUUAAUAUCACUUAGAGGUCUGGUACAAAACAACACAUUAUUGGCAGAAUGUUUGCUGAAAUGUUAUGUAUAGGAUUCAUAUUUGAGAUAUAUUUUUAUGGCUAUACCUUAGACUUCAGUUAUUUGUUAUGAACAAGUAAUCAUUUUAUUCUUCUGCUUAAAAAAUGUGCAUACAAAUUAGGAAUCUAUGAAAAUUGGUUUGGGGGUUGAAAAUGCAGCUAGUCUUAAAACAAAUUGUUUUUUUUUAAUUUUCUUAAAAUUUAUUAAAAUACUAUACCAGUUUCAACCAUUUUUCUUUUCUUUCAAGGUUACAUAAACUUUACUAAACACUUCAAUUUUCAGCCUAUAAUUUUGUUAUGAAACCUAUUGAACAUUUGAGUUUUGAGCAUGUUUUGUUGCUAUAAAACCUUUUUCUCUGCAUUUUCUUUUCUUUUAAAUACAAGCCUUAUUUUUUAUUUAUGAUUGAAAAACAAAGAAUCGUUGAAACCAGGGUGGUAUUUUGUGAAAUCUAAAAAAGAACUACAAUUCCUUUCAAGAUCCCAAUGCAUUUUCAACCCCAAAACCAAGCUGAAUGUGUAUAGGCAUGUGUGUAUUUUGAAAAAGGUGUUCAGAAUUUUGUAUAAUUCUUUAUUAGUGCUUUUGUCUCAUUCAUGGAGACUCCUCAGAUAUCAGUUUUACAGAAAAUUUCUUCGCCUUUUAUCCAAAUCCUGAAAAGAAUGUCUUUUUUUUGUUCUAUGUGUAUAUAUAGAAAGAGGAAAGAAGGAAAGGAAGACAGAAAAAAAGAGUGUUUUUUUUUCUUCUUUUUUUCUCCUAUGAGAUGGCUUUUAUUGUUAUAUUUUGGAGUGGUCUCUGGUUUGUAGUUUUUUCACAGGUGACUGAUGUUAAAUGACAUUUUAAAAUGUCAAUUUUGAUUUUUGGAAAGAGAAAGGAAGAUAGAGAACAGUGCUUCUUUUCAAUUGUUUUGUAUGGAUGUGGUGGUCAGCCUGUUGAAGUUUAAUUCCAAUUCAAGAUAUCAACUUUGAUUUAGUCAUUGUUUUUGAAAGCAUUCAGAAUGAAGGACUGUGGAUACAGCAGAUGUGGACCAUGUAGCAACAACAACUUCAAAUAUUUGGACAGUGGUUCCCACAUAAAAUUUGAAAGCAAAUUCUCCUUCUAAACAAAUAAAGAUAUGAACAAGACACAGAACCUCAUAUACUGCAUCCCAAGUGCAAGGAAAAUUAUAUUAAUGAAACCGACAAUUCUCUUUGCCAACAUGCAAGAAUCUGCAGACAGCAACUAAAGGAAUUAUGCAAUAUUCUACUGAGGAAGAAUCUGGAAAUAUGUGAAAAUGGCAAAUUCAAGAUUUUUCCCUUCUACAAAUAAAUGACCAAGAGAUGACUCAAAGUUUCAAAAGACAAUGAAACUAUAUUUUAUCAAAAAAUUAUCAACAAAAUAAAACAUUUGACAGAAAAGCAAUGCCAAAUACACUCUUUGAAAUUGAACAAGUCAUAGACACUACCUUACAUAGUUAACUUAUACAGGUACUGUACCUUGCUAACUUUUCCUGAAAAUAUGGUCAAAGUGAAAUAAUCAAAUGCAAGUAUUGAAUACUGCAGUUUGACCCUCUACAAGUGUAUCAUUUUGUAUGAAAUUAAUCAACAUUGGAACAAGUAUAAACUGGACUUGGACAUUUUGGAUUUCUUUCAUAUUUUAUAAUUAUAACUGUUCUUGGUUAAGAAUCACUUUUUCAAUCCUCGACUAACACUCAAAACACCUUGGCAGUAUAAAAUAUAUAUGCAUAUAUACACUUGUGUGCAUAUGUGAGUGUGUGUGCACAUAUGAUAGUUAGGAUGUACAUAUGCAAUGUGUAUAUGUAUAAUAUGUGUGUGUGUGUGCGUGAAUAUGUAGAUGGGUGAAUAGAUGUGUAUGCAUGCUCAUAUAUGUAUAUAUGCAUACAUAUUGGGUGUAUUGUGUGAGUGUAUGUAUGUGCAUAUUUACAAACAUGUUAAUAUGUAUAUAAGAGAAGGCGAGACAGAUGUUUUCAAAAGCAAUGACUGAAUCAAAGUUGACAUCUUGAAUUGGAAUUAAACUUCAACAGGCUGACCACCACAUCCAUACAAAACAAUUGGAAAGAAGUAACUUUCUCUUUGUCUUUCUUACUCUUUCCCAGAAACAAAAUUGACAUCUUGAAAUGUCAUUUAACAUCAGCCACCUAUGAAAAAAACCUACAAACCAGAGACCAUCCACAAAUAUAACAAUAAA